GACAGGCAUCAGAAGUCGUUUCGCAGUAGAAACGAAAACAUUUCUUACUUUCUUAGAAGAACACAAUUAAUAUCAACCAUGAAGCUGUUAAUUUUUGUGCUGGCCUUAUCGUGUGCUAUUGUUUAUGCGAGCGCUGAUUUGUGGAAACCCAAGCCACUUCCAUUGCCCACUGGUCCGAUUCUUUCAUAUAAUUCUGACCAAACCGAAAAAGAUUUUGAUAUAACUGGUGACUCUCGCUUCAGGCGGGAGGCAGAACCACAAAAAACUUCAAUAAAUGUCCAAGCGACGCAGCCUCUAAGUCGCCCCAAGACCCCCAACCAAAGUCGGCAACCUACUUGGGAUCUUAACGUCAAUCGUAAUAUUUAUAACAAUGGUCGCACAACGGCUGAUGUCUACGGAGGACUGAAUAAAGUUCCUGGACAACGAAGGCAGCCGCACUUUGGCGUCCAGGCUGAAAGAAACUUUGGAAAUAAGGGUUUCAUUAGAGGUCACACUCAGUUUCAACCACGCCCGGGAGGCCAUGGACUCUCUCCCUCGGUUGGCGUAACCGGUGGUUUUCGCUUCAGGCGAGAGGCGGAACCACAAGGAACUUCAAUAAACUUCCAGGGAACGCAGCCUCUGAGCGGCCCGAACCGCCAACCUAGCUGGGAUCUUAACGCCAAUCGUAAUAUUUAUAACAAUGGUCGCACAACGGCUGAUGUCUACGGAGGACUGAAUAAAGUUCCUGGACAACGAGUGCAGCCGCACUUUGGCGUCCAGGCUGAAAGAAACUUUGGAAAUAAGGGUUUCAUUAGAGGUCACACUCAGUUUCAACCACGCCCGGGAGGCCAUGGACUCUCUCCCUCGGUUGGCGUAACCGGUGGUUUUCGCUUCAGGCGAGAGGCUGAACCACAAGGAACUUCAAUAAACUUCCAGGGAACGCAGCCUCUGAGCGGCCCGAACCGCCAACCUAACUGGGAUCUUAAUGCCAAUCGUAAUAUUUAUAACAAUGGUCGCACAACGGCUGAUGUCUACGGAGGACUGAAUAAAGUUCCUGGACAACGAGUGCAGCCGCACUUCGGCGUCCAGGCUGAAAGAAACUUUGGCAAUAACGGUUUCAUCAGAGGUCAUACUCAGUUUCAACCACGCCCGGGAGGCCAUGGACUGUCUCCCUCGGUUGGUGUAACCGGUGGUUUUCGAUUCAGAAGGACAAUCGAAGAUGCUGAUGAAGCAGUAUCCGCCGAAGAGUAUUAAUUUUUAAGUUAAUACUUAAAUCAAUAUUAUUAAUAUACAUAUUUAUAAAAAUAUUAUUUUUUUAAACUGAUUCUCUUCAUAUUGUUAAGACUAUAUCUAUCUAUGCAUAAAAUAUAUAAUAUUUUAUAUAUUAUUUGUAAAUUACGAUAUUUUGAGGCUAUUUCAUGAAAUAUUGUAUUUCUAAUAUUCGCAUGUUUUUAAUAUCAUUUAUUUAUAUGAAUAAAAUUUUAUAGAAAUA
Molecule: messenger RNA, 1471 nt
Organism: Cataglyphis hispanica
Lineage: Eukaryota; Metazoa; Arthropoda; Insecta; Hymenoptera; Formicidae
Exons: 2
Coding region: 79-1233 (384 amino acids)
Source: RefSeq, a predicted model, not a curated record